AAAUAUCGAGAUCAGCAGAAGGUUUUUUCCCCCAAAAAAAUACACCAUUUAUCACAAGGAUCACAAGUAUAUACAAUAUACAUACUUACUACUAUACAUGUAAUACAAAUUUCUAUCGUGUCAUUGGAUUAUUUAAAUUUUUAGUGUAAAUUAACCAUUAAUAAUCAAAGUGUGUUCAUAUUUUGCAAACGAAAAAAAAACAAAGAUCUACGAAAAAAAGAAAGUAAAAUCUGUCUAUACGGAGUCUCGUUAUUUUUAUUCAAAUCGAUCGCGAGUGAAGGCCCAUUGGUACAUAUUAUACAUAUAUAUAUAUACACAUAUAGGUAUAAAAUAAAGCAAGCCACGAGGAAGAGAAGGCCAGGUGUUACAAUUUUUCCCCAUCUCUCCAAAGAAAAAAAAAAUCACCUCCCUUUUUUUUCCCCCCUACGAAAAUAUAUAUACACGAAAAACUUAAAACGUCACAAAUUCACAAAUGUCAAGUGUUUACGAUUUUCACACGAAUUCCCGCAAGAAUUCAUUUUUUACACCAACGAAAGAGACAUUUAGUAUAUUGAAAAUUGUGUUAUCUCUCAUGUCUCAUUUUUUGAGAUUUUAAUAUACCAAGAGAAAAAAAGGAAUAUUUUUGUUUUUGUUCAAGAUUAGACUACUGGGAGAGAGUGAGAGGGGAAAAGAGAGACAUUGUCGUGUUUUCAUUUUUUUUUCGGGGUUUUUAAAUAAUUUUUUUUUUUUUGGGUUAAUAAUUAAAUUAGAGUGAAUAGAUAAAAAAAAAGUCGCGCGUGUUCAGUGUAUAUAUGUGUGUGUGCGCGCGUUUCGUAAGUUAAUAAAUGUGAGAGAAGAAUCCAAAGAAUGGCAGCAACAAUUUUUGCUUUCGAUGACAUCAAAGAUAAGAAGGACGACGACGUCGUUGAGGUGGAGGUCGAGUACGAAGUUAAUUCGGACGAUAAUGAAUUAAUUGAAUUAAUCGAGCCGGAUGUCGAUGACACGGAAGUGGAGACGGUCGUUAUUUCGGAGAAAAAUGUCAAUCAAGGAAGGGAGAGAGCUGGCCCUCAAGAUUUUGAUAUUUGCAAAGUGAUUGGUAAAGGUGGAUACGGAAAAGUCUUCCAAGUUCGUAAAAAAACCGGCAAAGACAGUGGAAAACUGUUUGCCAUGAAGGUUUUGCGCAAGGCAUCAAUUAUCAGAAAUCAGAAAGACACAGCACACACUAAAGCCGAACGAAAUAUCUUAGAAGCUGUCAAGCAUCCGUUCAUCGUCGAUCUGAUGUACGCCUUUCAAACCGGAGGCAAACUCUACUUAAUUCUCGAGUACAUGUGUGGUGGUGAAUUAUUCCGCCAUUUAAAUAAAGAGGGUAUCUUCCUCGAGGACACUGCCAUUUUUUAUCUCUGCGAAAUUAUUCUCGCCCUACAACAUUUACAUCGACAGGGAAUUAUUUAUCGUGACUUGAAACCCGAAAACAUCCUAUUGGACGCUGAGGGUCAUAUCAAAUUGACUGAUUUUGGCCUUUGUAAGGAGCACAUUGAAGACGACACAGUGACGCACACAUUUUGCGGUACAAUUGAAUAUAUGGCACCGGAAAUUUUAAUGCGCAGCGGUCAUGGUAAGGCCGUUGAUUGGUGGAGUCUUGGUACAUUAUUGUACGAUAUGUUGACGGGUGCGCCACCAUUUACCGGUGAGAAUCGUAAGAAAACAAUAGAUAAAAUUUUAAAGGGUAAACUAAUGCUGCCAAUGUAUCUCACUGCCGAUGCAAGAGAUUUAAUUCGUAAAUUGCUCAAGAGACAAGUGAAACAGAGACUUGGCUCGGGACAGGCGGACGCCGAACACGUCAAAAAUCAUAAAUUUUUCGAGAAAAUCAAUUGGAAUGAUGUUAUAUGUCGACGAAUGAAUCCACCGUUCACGCCAACUUUAAUAAGCGAAGAUGAUGUUUCGCAAUUUGAUCAACGUUUCACUGCUUCGGAUCCAAUUGACUCGCCUGUUGAGCACACACUCAGCGAGAGCGCUAAUUUGAUAUUUGAGGGCUUUACUUACGUUGCUCCAAGCCUGCUGGACGAAUAUCCACAACCUCGGGUCGUACACGCGAGAAGUCCACGCAGAGUUUACAUGAGAGGCUUCUCUCCAAGAGGGACGCAUCUUAACCACAAUUCUCGAAUGCCAAAUCACAGGCACAACAUAGAAGAUCAAGAAAUGAUCGAAAUAGAUUAAUUUGUUUAGAAAAAUUUUUUUGCUUCGACACUGGAGUCUUUUGAGACGGAAAUUCCUCAACAAAAUCUCAGGGAGAUUUCCAUGCUUUCCACACAA
Messenger RNA from Leptopilina heterotoma, 2292 nucleotides. RefSeq names its product ribosomal protein S6 kinase beta-1-like. The coding region runs from base 847 to 2196 and encodes 449 amino acids. Gene Ontology annotation, biological process: signal transduction; protein phosphorylation. NCBI's taxonomy places the organism in Eukaryota, Metazoa, Arthropoda, Insecta, Hymenoptera, Figitidae. Gene Ontology annotation, molecular function: ATP binding; protein serine/threonine kinase activity. The record is from RefSeq and is a predicted model, not a curated record. The transcript has 7 exons.